AGCAUUUCCACAGCAUGAGUCAGGUAUUAAUUGGACAGAUGUGUCAGGAACGCCUGGUUGUUUUUGGAUACCUCGCUGUUGAGUGGUAGUGGUGCUCGGCCAUCRCCGCAGUAAGCAGCCUUGUCUGGUGUUAAAAUGAGAUAUGAGAUACGAUUCUUUCUAAAUUUAAAAUCUCUUCCCUUACUAAUUAAGAUUACAUUGCAAGUGAAAUACUAAUAGGAGAGAAAUUCAGUCUUGUCUUGAGCCAUAGCUUCUGCAGGAAGAUGAAGAAAGAAAUGUAAAUGAUAUAAGUCUUCAUUUGAUGCUAACAGGACUGCUAAUUUAUACUGGAUAGGAUUUUAGGCCUCUGUGUGAUUUAUUAAAAGCCAAAACUAUUAUUAUAGCUCUUGAAAGCAUUUUAUCAGUAAAUACCGAUCUACUCAAAGAUGUGCUUCAUCUGGAAAUGCUCACUGGCAAGUUGAAUCUAGGUGCAAUUUUAACCUUAUUGGCAACAACACAAAUACAUGAAGACUUCCACACCAGGAGGUCUGGCUUUCUGCAGAAGAUAUUGAACUCUGAUAUGGCGAGGGUAUGUCACACAGUAUGGGAAUGCAAGGACAUGCCAGUACCAAUAACGGCAGGAUAUGUGAGAAGACAGGCAAAYGAAGAACUUUCAGAGAAGCACUGAAGCACAACCAGCCCUGACAGAGUCCCCCAUUCAUCCAUAGGAAUGAAUUCUUUAUCAAGAGGGAAAAGGAAGCCACUUAAAUCUCACCACUCUGGAAGCCACAUGUGGAAGAUCUGAAGAGGAAGUCAUACAUCUCACUUAACUGUGUUCAAUGUUUCAGCUGUGAAUUGUGAAACCAAUUUUUAAGAAAAGCGGAUGGGAGACCUAUUUAAAGUGAAGGAGAUUUUGAAAAGGUCAAAGACAAGAGCUUUUUACCUUGCUUUCAGGUCUGAGAUCUAUCAGCAAGAUAACAUUUGAGAAUGUCUAUUCAUAUUAAAGAUAAGAGGAAGGUGGAAAGCUCCAGCUCGGUGAAGCAACAGCUGGCAUGAACGUCCUGCUCAUAGUGGUGGAUGACCUGCGCCCUGUUCUGGGCUGUUACGGAGACAGGCUUGUAAAAUCUCCAAACAUUGAUCAACUCGCUUCUCAAAGCGUUGUGUUCAGCAAUGCUUAUGCACAGCAAGCCGUUUGUGCUCCCAGCAGAGUAUCGUUUCUAACUGGUCGCAGACCCGACACUACCCGACUAUAUGACUUCUACUCCUACUGGAGGGUGCAUGCAGGAAACUACUCCACGAUGCCUCAGUACUUCAAGGAGAAUGGCUAUGUGACCAUGUCUGUGGGAAAAGUUUUUCAUCCCGGGGUUUCAUCCAAUUACAGUGAUGACUACCCCUACAGCUGGUCCAUUCCACCUUUUCAUCCUUCUGCUGAAAAGUAUGAAAAUGCUAAGACUUGUAGAGGAAAAGAUGGAAAACUUCAUGCAAACUUGGUGUGUCCAGUGAAUGUGACAGAAAUGCCCAGUGGUACCUUGCCUGAUAUUCAAAGCACUGAGGAAGCCAUACGAUUGCUGAAGGCCAUGAAGACUAAGAAGCAGAAAUUCUUCUUGGCUGUUGGUUAUCACAAACCACAUAUCCCACUAAGGUACCCACAGGAAUUUCUCAAACUGUACCCCUUGGAAAACAUCACAUURGCCCCUGAUCCCUGGGUGCCCCAGAGGCUACCUGCUGUGGCAUACAACCCAUGGAUGGAUAUCAGACAGAGGGACGAUGUGAAGGCAUUAAAUGUUAGUUUCCCAUAUGGACCACUUCCAGAAGACUUCCAGCGACAGAUUCGCCAGAGCUAUUAUGCAGCAGUUUCCUACCUGGAUGUGCAAGUUGGCCUGCUCUUGGAUGCUCUGGAUGAUGCAGGACUCUCAAACAGCACCAUUGUAGUCUUUACUGCUGAUCAUGGAUGGUCCCUGGGAGAACAUGGUGAAUGGGCAAAAUACAGCAAUUUUGAUGUAGCUACCCAUGUGCCACUGAUGUUUUACGUACCAGGAAUGACCUCUUCCUCUGCUGGCCGAGGGGAGAAAGUCUUCCCCUAUCUUGACCCAUUUAGCCAUAUUUCAGACUUGGUACUUCAAGGGCAAAGUAAAAAAAUGGUUGAACUUGUGUCUCUUUUUUCAACUCUGGCUGAACUUGCUGGCCUGCAAGUUCCUCCUGCGUGCCCCAAGACUUCAUUUUCUGUUGCCCUGUGCACUGAGGGGACAAGCAUUGUSCGGUACUUCAAUUCCACUGAAGAGAAGCUGCAGGAAGCAGAGAAGGAUGGUUGUGAUGACACUUACAGAGGUUGUAAUGACGAAGCUAUUGCCUUCAGCCAGUAUCCUCGACCUGCAGACACUCCUCAGUGGAACUCUGACAAGCCAAAGCUGAAAGACAUCAGAGUCAUGGGGUAUUCCAUGCGUACAGGUGACUACAGGUAUACUCUGUGGGUUGGAUUUAAUCCUAGCAACUUUAGUGCUAACUUUGAGGAUAUCCAUGCUGGUGAGUUGUAUAUGGUGAAAAGUGAUCCACAUCAGGAUUAUAAUAUCUAUAACAAUACCUUACAUGGUGGGCUUUUCAAAAAACUUCUAGGCUUCCUGAAGCACUAAGGUAUUUUACAAAUUCUUGCCAGUAACCGUAACAUUUUCUUUUUUUCCUUCCAUGAAACACUUCUGUUGUACAGAAAAUACUUGGAUUCCAUUAAAAUUCUGUUGGUAUCAGAACAUUACUAUA
Nothoprocta perdicaria is the source of this 2733-nucleotide messenger RNA. It is a transcript of the gene IDS, whose product is annotated as iduronate 2-sulfatase. Gene Ontology annotation, molecular function: iduronate-2-sulfatase activity. The record is from RefSeq and is a predicted model, not a curated record. Lineage: Eukaryota; Metazoa; Chordata; Aves; Tinamiformes; Tinamidae. Bases 1032 to 2609 code for a protein of 525 amino acids. The transcript has 11 exons.